Bombyx mori (domestic silkworm) is the source of this 1997-nucleotide messenger RNA. It is a transcript of the gene Lsd-2, whose product is annotated as lipid storage droplet 2-like. Bases 502 to 1422 code for a protein of 306 amino acids. The record is from RefSeq and is a predicted model, not a curated record. The transcript has 6 exons. NCBI's taxonomy places the organism in Eukaryota, Metazoa, Arthropoda, Insecta, Lepidoptera, Bombycidae. Gene Ontology annotation, cellular component: lipid droplet; cytosol. Gene Ontology annotation, biological process: lipid storage; positive regulation of triglyceride storage.
UUCAAAGAAGUAAUUUGUGGUGCAAUUAAACUUGUCUUGUUGUUUACAAUAACAAGGACCAUACCAGAUAUUUUGAAAGCCCUUCACUAUUAUCUAAAUUGUUAAAUACUAUAGUCAAUAAUUUACAUAAUUAUGUAAAAUAAACAAACUUUAAAAGGCAGCAACUAGUUGUAAAAAAAUAUUUUUAGAAAUCGACUAAUUUCUAAACCAGCAAUGAAAGAAUAAAUUUAUGUUAGUCUAUUAAAAUUAUCGUGAUGUUGUUUCACAGCAUUAAUGUGUUGUGUUUGGAUUUUGUCUGUGUGUGAGACAGUGCAUUUUAACAUCAUUUCGUUUUAUUUCGUCAGUGAACAAAGUCCAAUAUCUGAAAUUACUCAUCAACUACUAUUUAAAUAACUAAGCAAAUCACAUCACAUAUAUCAGUAGUGACAAUAUAGUUUCUUGUUAAAUUCAAAAGUUAAGAUUUUAAUAGUUUUUUUUGAGGACGUAAACCGGGUCUCGGAAAUGGCGACAGAAGUAAGCUCAGCUCCCACAACAUUGCCACAGCUCCAAUCUGUGCAGAAGGCAAUGGCUAUCCCUACCGUUGAAGCUGCUGUUGGGCAGGUCGGAGCAAUUUAUUCAAAAGUCAAAGGUGCCCACUCACUUCUCGAAUGGGCUCUAUCGACCGCUGAAGCUGGAGUAGUUCUUGCUGCAACCACUGCCGCGCCGUAUGUGUCAGCUCCUCUCGCUGUCGGCGACGCCAAGGUUGCUGCAGCCAUUGAUCAUCUCGAACGCAGAGUGCCACUUGUCACGGAACAACCUAAAGUCAUAGUGGAGACUACCAAACAAGCUGUGCUAUCGAAAAUAUCCCCUCACGUGAACAAGCAGGUGUACGGAGCCCGCGCGGUCGCCGAGCAACGGGUCAAGUCUUUGAAGGAGCUCUCGUGGGCCAAAGCGAACGCGCUGCUCUCCACCGCCUACGGGCAGAAGGCGAUGCACGGGGUGGACUACGGAGCUACCUAUGCUAUGCAGCUUUUGGACCACUAUCUACCGCCGGUUGGGGCUCAGGAGGAACCAGGAUCCGAGAUAACGCCAGCCAACAACGACCCCGCUCUCCACACUGUUCAGACCGUGGGAAGGCUCAGCUCGGUGGCGGCGCGCCGGGUCUGGGCCAACCUCGCCUACAAGAUCAACGAACUCAGAAACUCGGGUAUAGAGCUGGACGUGCGUCGAUACGUAACCGCGUUACUGGCGGCCCUGCAUCUCGCCAACGUCACCAGCCUCCAGCAGCAGCAGCAGGCCGACCGGGAGGAAAGAGGGGCGCAGAGGAAGGCGGAACCCUCCCGCCCCUCCCCCGAGCACAACAGCCCCCAGCACUCGGCGUCGACCACCUCCAACGAGGUCAAAACGACCCCGGAGUCGAAAUCCGUGGAUCCUUCUAAUUAAUAAUCUAACACAUAUCGUCUUCUCGCAUUAAAACUGUACAAUCUCAAAACUUAAUAAUUUUACAGGAGAGUGUUUUAAAGGUUUAAAACAUGUGAUAUUUUUAAUAUUAAUCAUCUUUGCAACAUUUAUUUUUUAUUUUGUACCGGUUACAUUUUCUGUCUUUUAAAGUAAGAUAAAAUUAUGUAUUAAUUUUGUUAUUAGUAGUCAAAACAUUGGUAAACUAAAAAAAACUAAAAACUAAAACUGAACUACGCUCUUUUUUGACAAUAUUUAUUAGAAAAAUACUGAUGAUACCAAAAAUUUCGAAUAUUUUUGGAAAUUUUACAAUUUUAAUGCGAAAAGACGGAUAUGUUUUGUAUUAAGUGUCUCGCCACAAUGAAGGUAUACCUAGUUGUACCAGCAUUGUUUUGGCUCUAGCUUGUAAGUUUCUUAUCAAAAGACUGUCUUAUUGAGUCUUAUAAAUAAUGUCUUUUUUUUUUAAAUUUAAUAUAUGGCUUUUACUAUACGAUAUUAUAAUGGAUAUUUUUGUACGAAUUUUCUAAUUCAAGUAUAUUAAAAAUUUCUUACAAAUGAAA